Alternaria conjuncta is the source of this 3441-nucleotide messenger RNA. RefSeq lists its product as uncharacterized. The record is from RefSeq and is a predicted model, not a curated record. Lineage: Eukaryota; Fungi; Ascomycota; Dothideomycetes; Pleosporales; Pleosporaceae. Bases 1 to 3441 code for a protein of 1146 amino acids. The transcript has a single exon.
AUGGAUUUCGAAUACGAUCCGGACGGACCUUCCGCGCGCUUUGACGACCCGAAUCUGCCCUCUUGUACCGCCUAUGGUCCCGACUUAUUUGGAGAGUUGGUUGGUUACGAGAUGUUGGAGGCUGAGGUGGUAGCUCCUUGGUCCUUAGGAGAGCUAGGUUACACGAACGAAGCGCAACACGUGCACACGGACGGUCGCAUCGAAAGCCAGCAACACCUACCGGAUUACUACGCGUACAGCCCGCAUACGAAUACUUGGGAAGACGGUCUGCAGGAUAUUGAGAGUUUCGAUUGGGCGAGCGAUAAAGACAACGAGGUGAACGCUAGUGAGCUGUCAAACAAGAAUCAGGGCGAGGAAGAGGUUGAAGCUACCAGUGUCGCCGAUACUCGAUGCUUGGAUGACCAAGGUCAGAAUGCUGGUCCCAUCGAUCGCGAAGCCCCAAAUCUCUCUGAAAAGGUAGAUUCGCCGACCACUCAACCCGAAACUCCUGUCAAAAAGCCGAGCAAAGCCCCACUGUCUGAUGGAACCGCAAUCGUUCCCACAGAAUCCAACACGAGCGCGGAACACACACAUCCUACGUCGCCAGCCUCCAAGCUUGGCCCGGAACGCGAAAAGACGGCUUCGCAUACGAACAUACUUCCACAUAUUACCGAGAAAGUGGAAUCUGGCCUGCCAGCGAUCGAUGAGAAGCAUGUCGAAGCCCCAGAUCUCAUGGAUAUCGAUGACCUCACCAUCGUUGCUGAAACCGAGCGCUUGAACAUCGGCCCUCAGAUGCAAGAUAACGUGGCUGCCGAAGAGGGACCUGUUGAAACUUACCCUAUACCAGUCCUCCAUGAUGCUGAAGGUAACAUGCUUUCCGAGUUGCAAUCUUGUUCUGGCUCAGAAGAUGACAAGGCUGCGGAGGCAUCAACGAUCACCCUUGCACCGGCUUCUUCAAGACAUGAUAGCCUCAUGGUGCACAAGUCAAAUCUGGAAAACUCUUCACAGGACGACACAGCUUCCCAAAAGCCACGGACAGGCGUGUCGAUGCAGCCAAAAUUGCAUGUAACCUCAGAUGAAGUACAACAAACGCCGCAUAAUCCUGGUAGUGAAUACGAUGAAGAAGCUAUUCAGAGUGCUUUGGAAGCAUUAAGCCAAAUCCGGACGCAGAAAGAUCGUUUGGAUAAUGAAGAGCAGGUCGAUGACGGCUCCGCGAUGCAAAUUGAACCUGCUACCGAACCUCUGCGAUUGCCGCUAGAAGAGCUUCCUGAAGUGCGAGACUCUCCGGCACACUUGAAAGCCGAUGAGGCGCCGGAAUUCAGGUCUGAACUCACAACUUCCGCCCUACCAGAUUCUUCCAUGAUCAUUGAGGGUGACUCGCUAAGCCCAAAAUCGCCUGAGGCACUCUCGCGUGUCCAAGAGGAUGUCGAAGGGCCAUGGCAAGCGCAGUUGCGGGAUGCGGCGGCCGACUCACUGCCUAGCGUUCUCUCCGAACCUUUGCCCUCAAAAAAUCGUGAUCAUAGCGAACCAUCGAUUAGCAAAUCUCCGGAGAUCGCAGCUGGAGAGGCAUCGGUACAAGCAGGUCCAUCACUCGCGGGUCUGACGUCGGAGCUGCAGUUGGAAAACAAUGUGGCCUUACCGCCCCUACCGUUCCUAUCUGAAGACAAAGUAUGUCAUGAGAAAUCUCAGAUCUCGCCUGCUGAAGUGCCCGCGGAUGAAGAGAACGCAAGUGCGGCGAAAUUAGCUCAUAGGCUUUCCAAGCCUCCAACCCCAUCCGACGUAGAGCCGAAUACUGCGGUUGACGACAACACCACUGAACCCGGCGUCGAUGACAGUACCAGUGUGGUAGCGAUUCCCGAAGAAGAUCGGAUGGAAGAUGCAUCGUUUGUCCACAACUUGGAUACUACUCAAGACCUUGGUUCUACAACGGCAGUAGCUGAACCAGAAUCUCAGCCUGUUCACCCGCAUAAGCGAUCGAAAGCGUCCAAGAACACAGCGAGCGUUUCCGAAAGCGAUUCAGACGGCCCCCUCAAGAAAAAGCGAAAGGCUAAUGUCGCUUCCCUUGCUAAGGCACGUGCUAUCAAAGCUGCAAACAGGAAGCCUAGCAAAGCUCUCAAAGACCAGGAAGACGAAUCUACGCCACCGCCAGCUAAGGGCAGACGUGCUGCGGCCAAGUCGAAGAAAGAGGCUACUCAUGUGGAUAUUACCAACAAAGAACCGACUCUAUCAGCCAAGCAUGGAGGCGCAUUGGAACAUACCGGAUCAUCUGCAAAAGCACCCAUCGUAGUUGAAUCGGAUGAUGCCAUCAUCAGUGCUCAAUCUGACCAGGGAGGCGACAGUGCCGACAUGGACGAGCACUACAGCGACGUCGAGAAGCCGGUCACACCUAGCAAGCAAACACCCGCCGCGGAGAUCGUUCUAGGUACACCGAUGACGAGACCCUCAGUCUCGAAACGUGAACUUCGGGACCUUACUUCGACCUCGUAUAGACAGCAUCCAUCAAAGGCAAAGCCUAUAUCGCGUAAGCUGUUUCCACCGCAAAAGCCCGAGGCUCUAGGCGAACUCAUGUCAAGCAUGCCAGCUUCUGCAGACUCGCCAACUGUUCCAGUCAGUGACGCUGACUCUGUUGAUCUCUUUGGAGACUUGGGCGUCCCUGAUACCACUACCAAGGCACCCAGACGUCCUGCACCAAAGCCUAAGGCUACUCUAGCGAAAGCUGCGAGAGCGAAGAACGGUCCAGCAGCUCCAGGGCAGACGAAGAAAAUCCCCGCUAUUCGUGCUACCAGAAGACGCAAUGCUUCGCCCAAAAAGGAGGGAAAGACCAAGUCUAAGGAUGAGGAGGGGUGCGUCCAAUUCACGGAGCUAAAGAUCGAUACUGAAGAAGCUAGCCCAGAGAUGGACGUGCCCUCUCCCCCAAAGCCCCUCAGAAGGACCACCAAGCAGAGCAUUUUGGACGAGUCUGAAGCCGACGAUGAUAUACACGAGAACAACGGCAAUCCUGAAAACGAAGUUGAAGACGACGAUGAUGAUUUCGAAGACGCGCAAGAAACCAUCGAGGCAUCUAGCGACGACGAUGACUCACAGGACGGCACUCCCCCACCGUCCAAGAAGCCAAAGCUCAAGAACAAGCCCCUAAUGCUCGGUGGCCACACCAUCCGCCAAACCAGGUCUCGUGCCACCGCCACCCCAGCUCGCAGCAUCGCUCCCAAAGCAGCAACACACGCCAAGAACAAGUUUGGAUUUACACCUCCCCUAACACGACAGGCGAAGAAAGCUGCCAACGUCCCUACCGCACCAGCCCCAGCACCAGCUAAACCUGCCCCGAAGGCUAAAGCGCCGGCAAAGUCCAAAGCGGCCACCGCGCAGGCUAAGCAGCCUUCUGUACGCAAGACGCGCCAAGCGUCUGCGAUGGAAGAGGAGGAUAAAGUCAAGUCCAAGAGGAAGCUCAGGAGCGACGGUUGA